Messenger RNA from Carassius carassius (crucian carp), 1952 nucleotides. RefSeq names its product CD276 antigen homolog. The coding region runs from base 461 to 1000 and encodes 179 amino acids. The transcript is spliced from 6 exons. Gene Ontology annotation, cellular component: external side of plasma membrane. Gene Ontology annotation, biological process: cell surface receptor signaling pathway; cellular response to lipopolysaccharide; positive regulation of T cell proliferation. Lineage: Eukaryota; Metazoa; Chordata; Actinopteri; Cypriniformes; Cyprinidae. The record is from RefSeq and is a predicted model, not a curated record.
UUUAGUUGCAGUCACUUCCUGCUAACAGUUGCUGAAUUUUCGCCGAGCCCUGUCUCGCAGCGAUUCGAUAGACCAGCACUUCACUUUGCAUUAUUUAAUCUACUUAUAUCUGAUUUUCGUGAGACUCGUCGCCUCUUACAGAUCAGUCCAGGAUCAAGAUAUACUGAAUGUGAAACUAUCUUAAGCGCGCUCUCGAGCUCAGGGGUGAACUCACAACAGAAGUGAAAGUAUGAUGUUCUCGGAGAUCCUUGAGUUAAAUGUAACUUCACAAUAUAAAUGAAGAGAUAUAUAAACGGUGUGUGGUGACAACACUCUACACGUCGUUUAUAUAGCUUCUAGAGCGCAUGAUGGAAAUUAGCAUUAAUUAUAAGAUGAUUGCUUCUAAAUGAACCACGUCAUCUGGUUUUGGAAGUUGAACGUGCACAUCUGGUGUUAAAAACAGUAAUUCACUGUUGUCAACAUGGACUUAUGGGUAACUGGAAAUCUCAGAAGAUGGUGGUUGUUUUAUUUCCUGCCUGUGUUUCUUUUAACAAGUGAAGUGUCUCUGAAGGAGACUGUUGAGGGUUUUAUUGGAGGUUCUGCUGUUUUACCUUGUUCUUCUAAAGAACCACCGCUUACAGUUCAAGAUGUAGAAGUGCUCUGGAGACACAGAGGCCAUAAUGUGUAUAGCAUUAUUAAUGGUCAAGUCUCUGUGGAAGGACAGGAUCCAGAGUACAAGAACAGAACUGAAAGCUUCCCCGAGGAGUAUCUGAGCGGAAACUUCUCCAUCAAACUCAACAACCUUCAACACACUGAUGCAGGAAGUUACAAGUGUUACAUCUCAGAGAAAUCAGUAAUCAAGAACCAAAAAAAAGUUGAACUUUUGACUAAAGAGAGUAAAGCAAUACAAAUCCCCAAUAAAGGAACCAAACCAAGACCAGAUGUGAUCAUAAUGAUCAUUUAUGUUCUGUGCCUUUGCAUUAUUUUUCAAUUGACUAAUUCUGUCACAGUGUGUUUUUAAGGAGUUUUAGUCAUCGCUCACUACUACUCGACGUCAUCUGCACAGCUUCCUGGGAAUGUCUGUAUGGUCCUGUAUAUAUUAAUUUGUUGUUGUUUGCAUCCUCAUUAAAUCUACUGAACCCAUCAAAACUUUUCCUUAGUCAUGCAGAUGCCAGCAAGCAUUGACAAGUCAAAUCUCUCUAUUAUAGAGGACCUUCUGUGGUGGAGGAAGAAGCCAAUCAUGAGUUCUGGUUCUUGUGUUACAGUAUUUUGAGAUAUACAAUAUAUAUACAAAAGACUGUGAACAUGUUUUAAUGCAAACCAGUCCCAGGCCUCAUGGGAUGUGAUGUGGAAAGUAAAAAAAAAAGUAUUUUAUUGCCAUUGCUAGGACACAUUUCUCAAUACUUUGAGGCACUUUCUCAAAACUCUCCACACAGUUCUCAGAAGCAACAAUACAUUUCAGUUUGGCACAGCUGCUAUUUUCACUCACAUGCAGUAAAAACCUUUAUACUUCUUUUCUCAAAUUAAAUCAUUCUUCCAUAACACUAACAAUGCAUGUGACGGAGAAGUGCUCUCUAAUUUUACUGUAUACCUUUUUUUUUAUUCAUGGUGUUAUACAUUUUUUCAAAUGUAUAUUGGGUUUGCAAUUUUAUAUUUCCUGUUUUGAGCAGAGUGGGCGUGGCCUUUCUCAAGCACCCCUGUAGAGGGAGCACUUAUGCUUCACUAUAUGGAGCUGCUUGUGUACAUAUGUUUGGUUGUUGCACUACUCACAGAAAAUGUUAAAACAUUCAGUUUACUUGCGUCUCAAAAACAAAAACUUCUGUUUUGUGUAGCACUUUGCUAAAGAGUGACAAAGAUGUGUGCCUUAUUAUCCAUUGUAUGUUACUUACAAUUGAAAUACCUACUGUUGUUAAAUAACAAUUAUGAAAAAUCUGAAAUUAAAAAAAAACAAAUAAAUACAGGUAUGAAAUGAC